This is a messenger RNA of Momordica charantia (bitter melon), 864 nucleotides long. Its product is annotated as putative carbohydrate esterase At4g34215. The record is from RefSeq and is a predicted model, not a curated record. Lineage: Eukaryota; Viridiplantae; Streptophyta; Magnoliopsida; Cucurbitales; Cucurbitaceae.
AUGGCUUUGUUGAGACUAUCAAUCAUGUUAUGUAUGAUGCUAUUUGGCCCCUCCCUUUCAGGGGCUACUUCUCCUAAAAACAUAUUCAUCCUCGCUGGUCAGAGCAACAUGGCUGGUCGAGGUGGGGUUGAGAAAAAUCGAACGGGCGAUCUUGAGUGGGAUGGGUAUGUCCCACCCGAGUCUCAACCAGACCCAUCCAUUCUUCGAUUGAACCCUGAGCGUCAAUGGGAGGUAGCACGAGAGCCUGUCCAUAGAGGCAUUGACAUUGGCAAGACAGUCGGGGUCGGUCCAGCCAUCGCAUUUGCUCACCAGCUCCAGGCUAAAGGAGGGUCAAAGGUCGGCUCUGUGGGUUUAGUCCCUUGUGCUAGAGGUGGCACUCUUAUCGAACAAUGGGUAAAAAAUCCUAGCAAUCCUAAUGCGACAUUUUACAAGAAUUUCAUUGAACGAAUUCAAGCAUCAGAUAGAGAAGGUGGAGUGGUGCGUGCUCUUUUCUGGUUGCAAGGAGAAAGCGAUGCAGCUAGUAGUGACACUGCUGAAAGAUACAAAAACAAUCUAAAGAAGUUCUUCACCGAUAUCCGCAAUGAUAUCAAGCCUAGAGUUUUACCCAUCAUUCUAGUAAAAAUAGCUGUCUAUGACACGUUUAUGAAGCAUGAUACGCAUGAUUUGCCAGCAGUGAGGGCAGCAGAAGAUGCAGUCCAACGGGAGCUACCGAACGUGGUGACCAUCGACGCCUUGAAAUUGGUGAACACUACCACCGCAGAAGGCUUUAACCUAGAUCGUGGUCAUUUUAAUAUCAAGACUGAGAUUGCGUUGGGCAAAUGGUUGGCUGAUACCUACCUCUCCAAUUAUGGCCACCUACUCUAA